Messenger RNA from Spizellomyces punctatus DAOM BR117, 1164 nucleotides. RefSeq lists its product as uncharacterized. Lineage: Eukaryota; Fungi; Chytridiomycota; Chytridiomycetes; Spizellomycetales; Spizellomycetaceae. Bases 1 to 1164 code for a protein of 387 amino acids. The record is from RefSeq and is a predicted model, not a curated record. The transcript is spliced from 6 exons.
AUGUACGCAAGUGACAUUAACCCUCGUCAAGCUCCAAUGAAACAGAAGCUCAUCAAUGAGCUGAAAACAUUUCUGAAUGCGCCUGUUCAGAAUUUGAUCAAUGACCGCCAGACUAGGGACAUGACUGAGCACCUUCGCUCCAGAGUACGUCCGUCUAAGCUGGGCCCGGCUUUGGUUUGCAUUCCAGAGACCGCUACCGUUUCCGAAGCUUUUGCAUUAUUGAAGCAGCAUAAUCUGUUGGCACUACCCGUCUACCGCUUGACCAAGUCGGGUCACAAGAGUUUCCAGACAAUCAUUUCGGUUAUUGAUCUUCUCCAUGCUACGCUACUAGGACCUGCCUUUGACGACCUUGGUCUGUCUCAGGAAUCAUCCAACACUGAUCUGGAGAAACAGCUCUCUACUUGGAUGGACGAGCAUGUGGAUAUGUUCAAGAGCACUACUGUCAAAGACGCUAUGGGCCGCACUCCCGAAUCCAAGGCCUUGAUCACUGUCCAAACCACAGAACCUUUAAGUCGUUUAUUGGACAUCAUGACGAGUAAUGUUCACAGGGUUCUGGUUUACGAUAAAAAUCAUGAAGGAGACGAAAACUGGUACACAAUCGUAUCGCAAACCGAUCUUGUAUGGUACCUCCACGUCAAUCGAAACAAACUCCCUGCAUCGAUUUUUGAGAUGAAAGCCUCAGACAUUAUGCAAUCCGCGGCAAAGCCCAUUCCUCAUCCGUAUCUAAUGUAUGAUCUCGAUACUGGAGCCAGCAAAGCCUGUCCGAUUUCGCUACUGGAGAAUACACCAACGGCCAUGGCCGUGAGAUUGAUGGCCUUGUUUAACACCUCGUGUGUUGGCAUCGUUGAUGAACAAGGGAAAUUAGCUGGCAAUCUGAGCGGUGCCGAUUUCCGUGGAUUCAAUGAGCAAGCAAUCCGCAAAAUUCUUGACCCAGUUCUGCAAUACAUCCAUGAGAUCCACAAUGUUGAUCCGGCUGAGCGCAGCCCCACUUGUGAACCCGAGAACAAUCUGGAGGAAUGCAUGCAAACCGUUUUGAGCAAGGGUGUCCAUCGUCUUUGGGUAUGUCCUCCUGACGAUAAGAUGCCUAUUGGCUUGAUUACACUCUCGGAUAUGCUGGUCAUGUUUAAAAAUCCUGCCGCGGUUGCGGUCUCCGUUGAGGAAUAG